UCGUCUCCGCGCACGUUUAUUUGUACAUUACAAUGUAAUAAUGAUGUAAACAACGCGUCCUUGUCGAGAUCAUUUUUCGUGCGUGAGAUCGCCCCUCCCAAAAGGUUGUCGGGUCAUCGCGCGAGCGAUAUACGAAUUAUUACAGAUUAACUCCCGCAGAGAGCGAGAGAGAUCGAGCCGGUCUGUCAUUGCGUAAAGCGCGAUUGGCGGGCCAGCGCUCGUCAUUAGUCACGUUCACGUUGCUGCUGCGCCGAGAGCGAAUCGCGCCGACCACCUGUAGCAUCCCACGUUUUCGUUCGCAGCGUGUUAUCCGGAAAGUGCCGGAAAGAGCUACCGGCGGUUUCUCGUAACAGGUUUCUGUAAACAACCAAUAAUUAACGGUUAGUCGCACGAGUGUUUAUCGAGCUUACAAGUUGGACCAAGAUGACCCAGUGCACGGUUCUUGUAAUCGGGAGCGGCGGCAGGGAGCAUGCCAUUUGUUGGAAAUUGUCUCAGUCGCCGUGUGUGAAAGAGAUUUUGGUCGCCCCCGGGAACACCGGCAUUAAAGAAGUUGACAAAGUGCAAUUAAUUGAAUUAAAUGUCAAGAAUACCAAAGAAGUUGCCAAGUGGAGCAAGGACAAUAACAUUGAUUUAGUAGUAGUUGGACCAGAAGAUCCUCUGGCUCAGGGAUUAGCAGAUGAAUUGAAAGUUGUGGGAGUAAAGUGUUUCGGCCCACAGAAAAAAGCAGCUCAGAUUGAAGCCAAUAAAGAUUGGGCAAAGCAAUUUAUGGACAGAAAUUGUAUUCCUACUGCUAGGUGGCAAGGUUUUACUUCCGCUGCAGACGCAAAAAACUUUGUUAAAAGUGCUUUCUUCAAGGCACUUGUGGUGAAAGCCUCAGGUUUGGCAGCCGGUAAAGGUGUAGUAGUAGCAAAAGACCAGCACGAAGCUUGUCAGGUGAUAGAUGAAAUGUUAAAUGAUAAGAAAUUUGGAGUUGCUGGUGAGACUAUAGUUGUCGAGGAAUUGUUGGAGGGCGAAGAGGUGUCUGUACUGGCAUUUACAGAUGGCAAGACCGUCGUGCCUAUGAUGCCUGCACAGGACCACAAGAGAAUCUUUAACGGCGAUUCCGGGCCAAAUACGGGUGGAAUGGGAGCGUAUUGUCCAUGUCCACUGUUAAGUGAAACGGAUUAUGAACAGGUGAAACUAAACAUUCUUCAAAAAGCUGUUGAUGGACUUAGAAAAGAGAACAUCCCAUUUGUCGGAGUACUAUAUGCCGGUUUGAUGCUGACUCAAGACGGUCCCAAAGUCUUGGAGUUUAAUUGCAGAUUUGGAGAUCCUGAGACAGAAGUAGUAUUACCACUCUUGGCAUCAGAUCUGUUUACAAUUAUGAUGGCUUGUUGUAACGGAACAUUAAGUUCGUCUCUCGUUUCAUGGCGCGAAAACGUAUCCGCUGUCGGUGUGGUUUUAGCAUCUCGCGGCUAUCCGACAUCUUCGUCCAAGGGUCAAGUUAUAACAGGCAUUGAUGAAGUAUUGCGUAAACGGGACUACUUUGUCUUUCACUGUGGCACGGCUGUUUCAUUAGAAGGCGAAUUAGUGACCAAUGGUGGGAGAGUUCUAAUCACCGUUAGCAUAGCCCCAACCUUGGCAAUGGCAGCGGCUAAAGCUACCCAAGCUGCUCAGUAUGUAUCAUUCAGUGGGAAGCAAUUUAGAACCGACAUCGCGCAUAAAGGGAUCGCCAGAUCUAUUUUGCAAAAAGGGCAAUUAACGUACGAAAAUAGUGGCGUGAGUAUCGAUGCCGGUGAUAAAUUCAUAUCCGCUAUUAAACCAGCUACUUGCUCCACAAAACGUGCUGGCACUUUGGGCGCCAUAGGCGGAUUCGGUGGACUCUUUGAUAUAAAAGCCGCUGGUUACAAUGAUCCUAUUCUUGUGUCAGGUACCGAUGGUGUUGGUACUAAACUGAAGAUAGCAAUUGAAUGCAAGAAGCACGAAACAGUGGGCAUAGACUUGGUAGCUAUGUGCGUGAACGAUGUUCUCGCACACAACGCGGAGCCGUUGUUUUUCUUAGAUUAUUUCGCCUGUGGCAAACUCGACGUGGGAGUAGCUACGAAGGUCAUAAGCGGGAUUACCGAAGGUUGCAAGCAAGCAGGAUGUUCCUUGAUUGGCGGAGAAACGGCUGAGAUGCCAGACAUGUAUCCCGAGGGAGAAUAUGACUUGGCAGGCUUUGCAGUAGGCGCAGUCGAAAAGGGCAAUUUGUUGCCACGUGUAAAUGACGUUAAAGAGGGUGAUGUGAUAAUUGGACUUCCCUCAAGUGGCGUGCACAGUAACGGUUUUAGCAUGGUGCGAAAAGUUUUGAAACUUGCAAAUAAGAAGUACUCUGACACUGCACCUUUUUCAAAGAGCAACCGAACGAUUGGCGAAGAACUAUUGGAACCGACAAAGAUUUACGUAAAAAGCGUUAUUCCUGCCUUGCGAACCAACCUGGUGAAGGGAUUCGCGCAUAUCACUGGCGGAGGUCUUACGGAAAACAUUCCUAGAAUUUUACCGGAGAGUUUAGGUGUAACGUUAAAUGCGGAAAAAUGGAAUGUUUUACCAAUCUUUGGUUGGUUAGCAGCGAUUGGCGGAAUUAAUAAACAUGAGAUGCUAAGAACCUUUAACUGUGGAAUCGGUGCGAUUUUGAUAUGCUCCGAGAAAGACAAGGUUGAAAUUUUAGUUAAACUAAAAGACGAAAAUCCUGUAGUUAUCGGAAGCGUAAAUGCACAUUGCAAUGGUCAGACUAGAGUGCAUGUAAAGAAUUUUGAAGAAGUCCUCGAACUUGAGAUGAAACAAUACGUUCCUAACUUGGUUGCAACAUUGAGCAAGCCCCUUAAAAGAGUAGGCGUUCUGAUAUCGGGUAGUGGUACAAAUCUUCAAUCAUUAAUUAACGCUACUCAGGAUCCAUCUCAGCACAUUGGAGCGGAAAUCGUCCUGGUGAUUUCCAAUAAGCCUGGUGUCGAAGGAUUGAAACGUGCUGAAAAAGCUGGCAUUAGGACUAUGGUAAUUAAACACACCGAUUAUCCAAGCCGUGAAUCGUUUGACGCAGCCAUGAAUGUGGAACUUCACGCUGCCGGAGUUGAGAUAGUAUGUCUGGCUGGCUUUAUGCGAAUUCUUUCGGAACAAUUUGUGAAACACUGGAAAGGAGCUUUGUUGAACAUACAUCCAUCAUUGUUGCCAUCUUUCAAAGGUGCAAAUGCACACAAGGACGUUCUAGCAGCGCGUGUGCGCAUAUCGGGUUGCACCGUACACUUUGUUGAGGUUGAUAUAGAUUCGGGAGCUAUCAUUGAGCAAGAAGCAGUGCCCGUAUUAUCAGACGAUACCGAGAAAAUUUUGCAGGAACGCGUGAAGACGGCGGAACAUCGUGCUUAUCCUCGUGCCUUAAAACACCUGGCGACUGGUCGUAUAAAAUUAAAAGAAGACGGCACUCUUCAGUGGAAUUAAUUAGGGAGUUUAUAUAUACAUACAUACACACAUCGGGUUUAUAAAAUAUAGAAUAUUAUAUUUUUUUAUAUUGUUACAUCUUAAUCUCGUUAUUUAUAUAUGUAGAAACAAAUUUGUGGUAUUUAUAUCACAUAUUUUCCAUAUAUAUCUAAGUAAUUUUUUUACUAAACAAGUUACUUAUGAAAUUAAACAAGUCCUGAGA
This is a messenger RNA of Monomorium pharaonis (pharaoh ant), 3652 nucleotides long. It is a transcript of the gene Gart, whose product is annotated as trifunctional purine biosynthetic protein adenosine-3. NCBI's taxonomy places the organism in Eukaryota, Metazoa, Arthropoda, Insecta, Hymenoptera, Formicidae. Gene Ontology annotation, biological process: adenine biosynthetic process; 'de novo' IMP biosynthetic process. The transcript has 17 exons. Gene Ontology annotation, cellular component: cytosol. Gene Ontology annotation, molecular function: phosphoribosylglycinamide formyltransferase activity; ATP binding; phosphoribosylamine-glycine ligase activity. The record is from RefSeq and is a predicted model, not a curated record. Bases 424 to 3450 code for a protein of 1008 amino acids.